This is a messenger RNA of Mya arenaria, 1208 nucleotides long. RefSeq lists its product as uncharacterized. Bases 208 to 672 code for a protein of 154 amino acids. The transcript is spliced from 4 exons. NCBI's taxonomy places the organism in Eukaryota, Metazoa, Mollusca, Bivalvia, Myida, Myidae. The record is from RefSeq and is a predicted model, not a curated record.
AAGAAGCCGGUUUCGCAGGAGGUACAUUCCGAGACCAUACCCCUGCAAGGUCCCAGUAACCCGUCUACUCCCGAAAUACUUGAACCACAUCCAGUCACCACAGACUUGAAUCCGGUCGAGAAUGAGGAUGUUGGAGACUGUCGAUUCAACGGCCCUAUCUCGUAUUUGCGGAAUUUCGCAUUUCUCUGUCUUGUAAUCUGUGUGAUCAUGGUCCCGUUUGCUGCCAUAUUUUUGCCAAUACUGUUCUUGGUUUUCGGAGGUGUUUAUUUCCACAAAUGUCCGGGAUUGAGGGAGUUGCCCAUCUGCCAACUCGUUGGUGGGGUACUGGCGCUGCUUAAAGUCGUGUCCUUUGCUGUACAAGAGUGCAUUUUCGGGAAAGGACGGAAAUACCGCAAGAAAUGCUUCCUCAACCCUUUUGAUAUGCUUGUUAACCUUGCAAUACUGGGAGAUUUUAUUGCUUGUAACGUGUUCGCGUACGGAUAUCAAGGGGGACUGGACAAAAUCUACGUCAAACCCGGCAACUGUCACUACGAUCUGUUCUACUUCUCCUACUCGCUGAUUAUCUUCCUCUACAUCUUCUUUGGUCUACUGAUUAUUGCGUUCGUGUACGUCGUCAAAGUGAAACCAAACUUUGCUAAGAAUAACACUGACAGAGGAGUAAGUAAUGUGUAACGUCGAGUUUAUUUUGUGAACGCUUGUACAUUUGAACAAAGCGUUUUAAACAUGAAUGGAGAAAACUGGAGCCACAGUCAGCCAGUUAUUUAACCCGUAUGAAGAAUAUUCCUAUGAAAACAUAUAACCACGAUACAUUAAUUCCCAUUUUCAAGUAUAUUUAGUUUAAUUUCGAUUUUUUAAAUGUGUCAUUCAGAUGUGCUUGAGUUUAAUGACCAAAUAUAUAAUAUCACAAUGCAACUACAUUUUAAGACAUAUGUUUAUAGUUUGUGAUUUUUUGUUGUUUUGUUCUAUGUCUUUGGCGUUUACCCUGUGCCAUUAAACGGAGUUUAUGUUUAACCGUUCGGCUUCGGAGCUUGUUUCUGAAGUUUUUCAUAUAGAUUUUCAAAUGGAUUUGUUUUGCAUGUUCAAAAGAAUGAUGACAUGUCGCAAUAUUCAGUUAGUGCAUUACAUGUUUAAGCAAACUAAUAAAUACAAAAGCUUACCUAUUUUUUCUGAGCAAAGAAGAAAAUUGAAAAAGGCAGUAAAUGUAAAUU